AUCUGACGAGGAUUCCAAAGUAUCGAAUAUUAAAUAAACUAAGAAGGCUCCGUGCCUGGAAUGGCAUUCGUGUAAAAUGCUAAUACUCCACCUCGUUUCAUUUUGUUAUUUUACCAGGUGGGAAUAAAACGAAAACAGAUCGCCAUGCUAUUGUAUUUUCUAUCACGUGACGGAUGCCUAUUGCGUCAUAUGCUCCAAAAGACUGCCUGGACAAGAGGCUGUGCAAUAGCAGUCAAGGAAUGUAAAAAUGUAGAUGGAAAACAGAUAACUAUUGGCGAUGUAAACGUGCAAAUAAUAAAGCCAAAGGACCUACAUCUGGUGCCCCAGAAAUAUAUAAAUUACGCACAUGAUGGGACGGUCCUGUUGGCUCAAACAGCACUUCACCAUCUGCGGUGGAUGCUGCAAAAAGAUUCUCUGAAACAAAACAUGUUUCUGUUGGGUGGACCAGGGCCAUUGAGGCGACAACUGGUCAUGCAGUUUUUGGAAAUUACGGAACGUGAACUUGAAUAUGUGGCGCUUUCUCGUGAUACAACCGAAAGCGAUCUAAAGCAACGUCGUGAGAUUCGGAAGAAAUCUGCCCAAUACCAUGAUCAGGCCGCAGUACGCGCUGCACUCUACGGCCGAGUGCUGGUGCUGGACGGCAUUGAGCAUGCCGAACGCAAUGUUUUGCCGGUACUCAACAAUCUUCUAGAGAAUCGUGAAAUGCACCUAGAAAGUGGUAAAUUUCUAAUGGCACCAGAACGAUACGAUAAGUUGCUAAAGGCGCACAGUCAGCGACAACUUGAUGACUGGGGCUUACUAAGGGUCUCGGAACAAUUUCGCAUAGUGGCACUUGGACUUCCCAUACAGAAAUAUAGAGGCACACCACUUGAUCCCCCGCUAAGGUCGCGUUUUCAGUCGCGCAACAUAUUACCAUAUACUUUCCAGGAGUUGUACGAGGAGCUACAGCAGAUAACGCCCACUGUACCUGACCCACGGCUUAGACAGUUGCUUACCUGUGCGUUAACACUCGAAACAGCUGGUGAAGCGCUCCAACUUCCAGAUUUUCCAUUACAUAAUCUUCGACUAGCCGUUAAGAUGAUGGGAGCAAAUCCAAAACUUACCUUGCAAGAUGUCUUACUAGUCUUGUAUCCGUUUCAAUCCAUACUAAUGCCAGAUCAGCAGAAACGUGUUAAAGAACUACUUACGAGUAUGUCGCUUCAGCAUAUAUCCACGCAGAGUGUACAUCGUAUAAGCAGCCAGGCUCAAGAUGACUUUGUAGACGUGUAUCUGGACGAGGUACACCUACGCAUGCCUUGUGGAUCAACUGCGCUUUUAAACAGAAACUUUGUGGAUCUACCACAUCAACGCCAAGUGCUUUCUAGUCUGGUGCAAUCCUAUGCAGUUGGAGAUGUCUGUCUGUUGGGCAAAAGGGGUGUUGGCAAACUAACACUGACAAAACAGCUUUUGCACCUACUGCAUCAAUCCCCUGAACUUAUGAUGCUCUAUGAGGAUAUGACAUCGUCGGAUCUUUUACAGCAACGCAUAACUAACGUGGAAGGUGACACUAUUUGGCGGGAUUCCCCAUUGGUCCGGGCAGCAAAAACCGGAUCGGUGGCAGUACUUAAUGGCCUUCACAGACUACACAAAAGCACGGCUGUGGUACUACAAAGAGUUAUACCACUUGAUAGUGGUAAUGCUGAUAAGAUUAUGCAUACAUAUAAGGCGCAAAGUGAAACUAAUAAAUUCCAAGUUUGGUUAAAAUAUCUUGAUGAACAAACAAAAAUGUUAUACAAAACCUACUUUUUGACUGCUCCUAUGGCAACUAUAUGAUAUAUUGGUUCGAUUCUGUCGGUCCCAAAAUAUCUACUGCGUGCAACAGAAAGACGAGCCUAUGCAAAGUUUUAAGACGAUAGCAUUAGCACUGAGAGACUACUACGCAUAGAAACAAACAGACAGACGGACGGGCUGUAUUUACUCGGCUGUUGAUGCUGAUCUAGAAUAUAUAUACUUAGAGAGAUGAGAUGUAUCCUUCAUGACAAAAUUAAAAUUAUUUGUACCAUGCCCAAAAUCGUAAAAUUCCUUGAAAAACCGUAAUAUAACAUGGUAAUAUCGCAGAAGAUAUUGAAAUUUGAUUAAGGCAAUUUGCACUUUAAUUCAUUUACUAAGAUGACUAUUUUCUUAUAGUGUUUCCUCUUUUACGAGAGGUGAUAUAUGUUCAAUGAAAUUCUAUAAAAUCUCUUUAUCAUUAAAAUUAUGGCUUAAAUGUCACACUGCGCAGUCCCUUCGAGGACCUACGUUCGAAAUUUAAAGUCUCUAGCUCUUAUAGGUUCUGAUAUCGACGCGUUCAUACAUACGGACAAACGGACAUGGCCAUAUCGACUUGGCUAUUGAUGCUGAUCAAAAAUAUAAAUAUUUUGAAUCCGAGCUCGAUUAACCGAACAUUUUCAGUUUGAUUUAGGUCCUGUACACGUUUGCGAUUGAAAAACAUUAUUUGUUCUUUAUUUAUAAGGGUGUCAAAAUUGUUCUUCAAAUAAAGUGGGAUUCUUUAAACUGAUUUAGUUUUAAUUAAGAUUUUGCCGAUCAGCUGUGUUUACAGCAAAUGUGCCCAUAAAAGUAAGGGCAUCCUUGUCACACUAAAACAUUUACCGGUGCUUGUGUUCCCGUGGCCAACUGUUAAAACAAACAAAUUCGUUCGUUCUGUCAACUUAUUUAGAUUUGCUUACACGAAAUCUAAUUCAAAUGUUAAUCAGUAGCAGGAAUCAUACAUGAGUUUUGUGCAUAUAGCUGACAAAAAAAAACUAGUAAAAGUGUCUGGCACUCCCGACUAGGGGAUACCCUGAACAACAAUAAAUGCAGGUCGGGUUACGCGAUCGUUUGUUUGAACAUAAAUUUAAAAGAAAAGCCCCCCUCCUGCGAACUUACAACUAACUUCAACCGACCGAACCAUUUUCCAUCACCUCAUAAUCCACAGCUAUGUAUAUCAAAAAUUUAGUUUCAACGAAAAACAAAUGAAUUAAAACGAGACAGAAGGGCAUUCUUCGGCAUGCCGAAGAUUUAAUACUCUUGCAGACCCAACCUUUUCAUAAUGCUCACACUGAUUUGCCCGUAUCUAAGAAGCACAGGGAAAAUAGUUAAUGCCGAGUAUGGUUAAGAUAUCUUGAGAAACAUAAAAGGUUUCCAUACAACAACUUAAUUUUCGACCGAUCGUUCCUCUGGCAGCUAUAUGAAAUAGUAGUCCAAUGUUGAUAGGAUUUUGCAUAUAUAUGAGGAGCGUAGUAAAACUAAUAAAUGCCGAGUUUGUUCAAGAUAUCUUAAAAAACAGAAAAAAAUGUUAUACAGCAACUUAAUUUUCGACCGAUGGUUCCAAUGGCAGCUAUAUGAUAUAGUUGUCCGAUGUUGAUAUGAUUUUGCAUAAAUAUGGGGAGCAUAGUAAAACUAAUAAAUGCCGAGUUUGUUCAAGAUAUCCUAAAAAACAGAAAAAAAUGUUAUACAGCAACUUAAUUUUCGACCGAUCGUUCCUAUGUCAGCUAUAUGAUAUAGUAGUCCAAUGUUGAUUGGAUUUUGAAUAUAUAUGAGGAGCAUAGUGAAACCAAUAAAUACCCGAUUUUGUCAAAAUACCUUAAUAAACAACAAGUUUUUUAUACAAAAUCUUAUUUUUGACGGAUCUUUUGAGAUUCUUGUUUAAGAUUGUGUAUAUGUGUAGGUAGCAGAUUCUUGUUUAACAUUGUGUAUAUGUGUAGGUAGCAUGGUAAAACCAAAGACAAUAUAAAAACUAAGAUGAGUAACGCCAUACAACAAAAUGCUACUAUGCAGCUUGCUUUUUCGAAAAUUGAGAAACGAAAAAAGAAAACGAAAUCAAUAUCAUUGCGCUCUCACAGCCGAACGAGCGAAAAGCUAAUAAUAGAAUGUAUUCUCAGCUUCGGCUCUAUGAAGGCCGUGCAAGCAACUAUGUAUGUACGAGUGUGAAUAUACAUACAUAACGGCAUAUUUGAAUGUGCUUAGCUGUCAAAGAAAUAAAUUUUGUUCGAUUUCUAACGCUGAUCAUGCAUGACCUAUCCCAAAUUUGUAUACGCAUGUUGUGUACUGAGGUUUUUAAAGUUGAUGCAAAGAUUUAUAUAAUUUCUCAGUACGCAACAUCUGUCUCAUUCAAAUAAAGCAUGCAUUUAAUGGAUAAAGCAAAAGUACUAUACGUCGAUCGUAAGUUAUAACUUUUUCGAAAACGAAAUCGAAAAACCGAAAUGCGGUCGAGCGAAAUUGCUACAAAUUGCAUGUGCUAAAGGAAUAAUUUAAUAUAUUAAUUUAAUUCAUUAUUUUAAUUUAAUAUAUGAGCUUAUGUUUGUUGGGAAAUAAUAAUUAUAUAAAUAAUUAAAUUAUAUAAAUUAUCUAAAUAUUAGCAUCGACUUAAAAAUACUGAUUUUCCAUCAUGGUCAACGCUAUUAAUUAUUAACAAAAUUUAUUUCUUCGAUACUUGUACGCCAUUGGCUGACACAAGAGCUUCUCUUCAGCAUACACUGUGCAAAAAUAAAAGUAAAAUCAAUCGAUCGUAUGUACAACACUUUUUCGCGCAAUGUACCCCGAAAGCGAAGAGACGCCGACCAUUGUCAACCAGCUUUACUGAAGCCAGGAUGGCAACUGACUUCGUUGUUCGUGUCAGUAUAAACAAGCUGCGCUUUCCGCAUUCGUUCGCGUGGCCUUGGAGAGCCAGUCGGCUGGCGUGUUGUUUGAAUAGCAGAAAGCCAAAUGUAUUGCCAAGAUACAAAGUUUGCGUCGCAUUCAAAUGUAUGUGCGUUACUCAUCAUAGUUUUUAUACUGUCUGUGGUAAAACUUAUAAAUGCAGAGUUUGCUCAAGAUUUGUUAAAAUACAAUCAUUAAUUUUCGACCGAUCGUUCCUAAGGCAGCUAUAUGAUAUAGUGAUCCCAUGCUGAUAAGAUUAUGCAUACAUAUAAGGCGCAAAGUGAAACUAAUAAAUUCCAAGUUUGGUUAAAAUAUCUUGAUGAACAAACAAAAAUGUUAUACAAAACCUACUUUUUGACUGCUCCUAUGGCAACUAUAUGAUAUAUUGGUUCGAUUCUGUCGGUCCCAAAAUAUCUACUGCGUGCAACAGAAAGACGAGCCUAUGCAAAGUUUUAAGACAAUAGCAUUAGCACUGAGAGACUACUUCGCAUAGAAACAAACAGACAGACGGACGGGCUGUACUUACUCGGCUGUUGAUGCUGAUCUAGAAUAUAUAUACUUAGAGAGAUGAGAUGUAUCCUUCAUGACAAAAUUAAUAUUAUUUGUACCAUGCCCAAAAUCGUAAAAUUCCUUAAAAAACCGUAAUAUAACAUGGUAAUAUCGCAGAAGAUAUUGAAAUUUGAUUAAGGCAAUUUGCACUUUUAUUCAUUUACUAAGAUGACUAUUUUCUUAUAGUGUUUCCUCUUUUACGAGAGGUGAUAUAUGUUCAAUGAAAUUCUAUAAAAUCUCUUUAUCAUUAAAAUUAUGGCUUAAAUGUCACACUGCGCAGUCCCUUGGAGGACCUACGUUCGAAAUUUAAAGUCUCUAGCUCUUAUAGGUUCUGAUAUCGACGCGUUCAUACAUACGGACAAACGGACAUGGCCAUAUCGACUUGGCUAUUGAUGCUGAUCAAAAAUAUAAAUAUUUUGAAUCCGAGCUCGAUUAACCGAACAUUUUCAGUUUGAUUUAGGUCCUGUUCACGUUUGCGAUUGAAAAACAUUAUUUGUUCUUUAUUUAUAAGGGUGUCAAAAUUGUUCUUCAAAUAAAGUGGGAUUCUUUAAA
Messenger RNA from Drosophila montana, 5757 nucleotides. RefSeq names its product von Willebrand factor A domain-containing protein 8-like. The transcript is spliced from 5 exons. Gene Ontology annotation, cellular component: cytoplasm. The record is from RefSeq and is a predicted model, not a curated record. Lineage: Eukaryota; Metazoa; Arthropoda; Insecta; Diptera; Drosophilidae. Gene Ontology annotation, molecular function: ATP hydrolysis activity; ATP binding. The coding region runs from base 145 to 1812 and encodes 555 amino acids.